Molecule: messenger RNA, 4194 nt
Organism: Hyla sarda
Lineage: Eukaryota; Metazoa; Chordata; Amphibia; Anura; Hylidae
Gene: SYPL1
Product: synaptophysin like 1
Exons: 6
Coding region: 326-1045 (239 amino acids)
Cellular component (GO): synaptic vesicle; synaptic vesicle membrane
Source: RefSeq, a predicted model, not a curated record
GCAGGGCUCCGCCCACCAUUGUGGCUCCGUCCGCCCCUGGUAACUUUCCCUUCUCCUGUACAGUGCGGGAGCGGUGACCUGAAGGCUGCCCCUUUGCAGUGCAGAGGCUUCCGUUAGAGUGGACUAUAGAACCGGAGGUUAUCCGGGACCGCGCUAAAUGCACAGUCACACGAGCACCCGAGCACUCUUUACAACUCUGUCACUUACGCAGGCGCGGUGACGUCACAUCAGUGGGCGGGACCUGUGUGCGUACCUCUCGUUGGAGCUGUAACUUCUCUGCUCUACGCUUUUCCCUCCCCGGGGAGGUGUUGACCUGACGUAGCUAAUGAACCGGCUGACUCAGAAAAUGUCGGGCCUGCAGCUGAACUUCAGCCCGCUAAAGGAGCCUCUGGGGUUCAUCAAGGUGCUGGAGUGGUUUUUUUCAAUCUUCUCAUUUGCUACAUGUGGGGGAUACAGUGGUAAAACCAGUUUAUUUGUUACCUGCAAAGAAAAUAAUACACUGAAUGGAACUAUUGAAGCCACGUUUACGUAUCCCUUUAGGUUAAAUAAUGCCUUGUUCCAAGAAGUGUCUGGUAAAUUUUGUGCAGGGAAACUUCCAGGGUGGCAUCUUACUGGUGAUUAUUCCUCAUCGGCUGAAUUUUAUGUUACAAUUGCAGUUUUCGCCUUUCUUUACUGUAUUGGCGCACUUGUUUUGUAUCUUGGAUUUAGACAUCUUUAUCAGGAUUCUAAAAAACUGCCAUUAAUUGACUUCAUCAUAACAGUCAUUUUUGCCUUUAUGUGGCUUGUGAGUUCCUCUGCAUGGGCUAAAGGAUUGACUGACAUUAAAUAUGUGACCAGCCCAAGCACAACUGCAAAACUAUGCCAUCAGUUGUACCUAUGUACUCCAGGUUCUGAAUCGCGCAUGGGAAGUCUAAACAUAUCUGUGGCUUUUGGUUUCUUGAAUUUGAUUUUGUGGGCAGGAAAUGCAUGGUUUGUCUAUAAGGAAACAGACCUACGUCCACCACAACCAUCCAAUCCUGAAGACCCACCACCAUCGUCGAUGUAAUGGAAAUUUAAACGUCCAGUUAUAACAGUUUGCCAAUUUUGUCUCUUUCGUGCAGGUAGCCAAGAAGACAUUGAUAUAUAAAUGGGUAGGAUUAGAAAUUUUCUACAGGGCUUGUGAUACUAUUUUUUUUUUUUUUUUUUUUAAAUCUACUAUAUAAAAACCUUAUAAUGUGAUAAUACAGUAUGUCUUCAUGGUAAGUCAUCAGUGAUGAAGAUUGUCACUCCACUGUAAAAUGUGUACCAUUGUACACAUACCUCACUAUCUGUACCGAAAAUGUAACCUAUAUUGUGGGGCCAUCAGAUAUUGGGUAAGGCUGCAUUUAAUAUUUAUAUGUAGGUAGGCUGACAAUGUUUUCACAUGAAUGGAUAUGUAGUGUAAUGUGCUGCAUAUAUAUCAACUCAACAAUUUUAUAAAAAGUACCUUCAAAUAAAAAAAUAAUUUGAGAACACAAUCUGUAGAACUCUAACAUUGCAUGUCAAAUUUGAGGAGUAUCAAAUGCUGGUGAUGAAUGGGGUUAUCAGGAUUAGAAAUGGCUACUUUCAUCUAGAAACAGAUCCACUCAUGUCCUCUGUUUCAAAGUGAAUUGAGCUGAGUUGUAAUAACACACACAACCUAGGGACCGGUUUGGUGCUGUUUUUGAACGAAGGCUAUGUUUUUUGUUUUGUUUUUUCUCUUUCCUGUUUUAAAUCCUGGAUAACCCCUUUUUAAUCUUUCUUUAUCAACUCUUUAUGUGAAAAAUCUAAUGACACAAAUUUAUAUUAAAUCGAGUUUAAUCCAGUCUCUCGAAUGGUGAUAGUCUUGGCCCAACCAUGUCUCUAGAGACUCACACUGUCAGCGUUACGAUGCUGCCAAUUUGGGUCAUUAUACCUAUAGUCCAGCCAGGACUUGCAGCCAAACUACAGAAUUGUCUACAUACAAAAGUUGCAGCAUUGAAGAGGGCACAUAAAUUCUUCAUGGUCUCUCCAGUCCUACCCUCCCCCCAUGGUGUGGCAUCCAUCGUGAAUAGCCGCCAUCUGAAUACUGGGUAGUACUAUUUCUGAGGCAAACCUAAGACAUAAAAAGUAUUGUGCACAAGCCCAUCUGCAAAAUUGUUUAAGUAUCCCUGGAGGGAUACUUUUACAAUUUUGUCAUCAAAUGUUACUCACUUAUCUUGAACCAACUUGACAAUAAAUAAUGGAAAAUAGGGCUUUUUCUGCACUGCAUUUUUGGUAUCUGGGAUCUUUUAAAAAAAAAAAUGCUUCAGGAAGUCUACUACACUGUUCUGUACUUUUUAUGUAUAUGUAUAGGCCAGAAGGACACACUUGCUUUUUGGACCCUUAUGGUGAUUUUCAGCAUGUAUGUUGGGAGGUUUUCCAAUGUACAUGCUAAAGGUAGGAAAAGUUUGCAGCGUGAAUUAUAGUAAUGCUAUAAGGGUACAGUUAGACUUCAUAAAGCAUCCCAAGAACGCAAAUCUUAGUUCUCAAACUGAAGUUUGUUACAUCUCGUAUAGUAAAUCUAUGUACACUUCUUAUAUAGAUUGAGACACUUUGUGCCAUCGCUGGGUAACAAUGGCAUCUACCUAACGUGUAUUUAAAAAGAGACAAUAUAGAUAUAUAGUGUGGUAUGUUAAAGGGGAAACUGACAGAUGGAUCAACUGCCACCAACCCAAAUUUAUAGGUGGUUAGUGUAGUUGAUCCUGAGUAAAAUUAUGUAUUCCUUACCUCCAAUCCAUUUAGCCGUUCCCAAGGUAUAGCACAAUCUUGGAAUAUGCAAAUGAACUUUUAACUUGGAGGUGGGUUUGAAGACUCUGUUCACGCUGUCCCGCUCAUCAAUAUUCAUUUACUUCUUAAGUGGGGUGGCGCCAGAGGUGCAGAUAGUUAUUAAACCCGCCUCCAGUGCAGUCAAGAGCUCAUUUGCAAGAUUGUGCUAUAACCACACUAACCACAUUCAGGUUAGUGGGGUUGAUCAAUCUGUCAGUUUCUCUUGAAAGGGUACCUAAAGGGUAUGUUUGGUAGUGACUGUAAGGGUAAAGGUGUUCUAACGCCUAUAAGGGUCUCUUCACACGUACAAUAUACUGUGCAGAUUUAAUGCUGUGUUCAGUUUACAUUGAAAUAUGCAGCAGAAAAUCCUGCGCAUCAAAUCUGCACAGAAUACUGUACGUGUGAAUAGACCAUAAAUGUACAUUUUGCAUGUGUACACCACUGGUAUCUAUUAAUGGUAAAUAUAUCGUUCUUAAAACGACACUAACAUUUUUACAACCUUAAUGUAAAUAUCUAAAUUUAUAUAAAACUUGCAUUGAUGUACUGUACUAAGAGAAUACCAAACUGCUGUAAUAUCACUUUCUGUAAUGACUGUCUGCAAAAGCUCCAAGCACAUGCAUUUUUUUUUUUUUUUUUUUUUUUUUUUUUUUAGCACAUGAUUUUUUCAUAUUGCAACUGGUGAUGCACUCGGUGUACUUCUUUAUGGUCUAUUCACACCUACGGUAUCUUGCGCAGGAUUUUCUGCUGCAGAUUUCAAUGUAAACUGAAUGACUGAACACAGCUUGAAAUCCUGCACAUCAAAUCUACGCAGAAUACUGUACGUGUGAAUAGACCUUUAAAGAGAAUCUGCCAUCACUUUAAUUCUGAUUUGAUGACUUGUAGUUCAGGCAGCAUGAAAGUAAUGACAGGUUUUCUUUAAAAUCUGUCUAUAAAAUUAAUUAAUGGAGCAUUGUUGUUUAAGCAUCUAAAUGCUUUUCAUUGUCUGGUAAAUGACUUCUCCAAUAUACUUUUAAGUAUCAACUCUGCUUGGUUCUGUUUGGAUCAAAACUCUGUCCCGGUAAUGUAGUAGACACACCAAUGUAAAGAGCCAUGUACCUCUAUAGCCAUCUGGACAGAUUUUAGUCUACUGGAAGUAAACAAUGACAGCUUCUAUUAAAUAACAAGCAGAGUUCUUGAAACCUACAAAACAAAUGAAGCAGAAAGUAUAUUGAGAAAAUGGCAUAAUUUUGUAAUUAUACUAAGUGUUUUAUUUGCCGAAACUGUAAUACCCCUUUAAUGUAGGUGCACCAGCCUUCCAUUUUGCUUUUAUUUCUGUUUCAACACCAUUCUAUUUUGUAUGGUUUAAUCAUAUGUUACUUUUUCAUGUUAUACGUACCAUGAAGUGCUAUAUUAAAACUGUUGAAUACCGUU